Molecule: messenger RNA, 2247 nt
Organism: Microplitis mediator
Lineage: Eukaryota; Metazoa; Arthropoda; Insecta; Hymenoptera; Braconidae
Exons: 5
Coding region: 1-2007 (668 amino acids)
Molecular function (GO): DNA binding
Source: RefSeq, a predicted model, not a curated record
AUGUCACUCUGGGCCCUGAUCUUAUGGUCGAAAUCACGUGAACGUGACAUUAUAAAAUAUGACAGCAUUAAAAUAAGUAAAUCUGGUGACGCUUCAGCCAAAUGGAAAAAUAAAUUUUAUUCACUACAGAUUUUACGAACGAGCGAGGAUAAAUUAUGGCUGGAGUCCCUUAUCGUUGAUGUUGAAGGCAACGUUCAAUUACCUGAUGCCGAUAAGAAUAAAAAUACGCAUGAGAAAAAUACAGUUGCUUCUGAACUAAGGAGCAGGAAGAAAGCUCUUAAUGUUAUGAAAAGUAACCAAGAUACUUUGGUGGCUCAAACACCAAAUGUCCUUGAAAACAUCACUGCUGAAAUUGAUAUGAAGAACACAGACAAGUCCGAUUCUGAUGAUUAUUUGUCGGAUCGUGGUUACUCACCAAUAAAAAAUAAAGAAGUUAUCAAUCAUCAGAAUGGCUCUAAAAUACACACUGUUAAGGCUGUUAUUGAAAGCAGUCAAAAGAAUGACAAUUUUUCAUCAGUGUGUCCUUUAUGUAAAUCAUCAUCAAAAGAUUUUGCACGAGGACUUGAAUUAAGUCAAGAAUUACUCACUCUUUUCCGUGAAAAGAUGAGUAACUUUGACACGAGACAAGACAACCAAUCGAAGUCAUCAUCGCAGUUACUUCAGUCGAUUAUACCCGCUCAGCAGCCUCAUUCCAAAUUUAUAAAACAAUUAUCCACUUCAUCAUCCUCCGAAAAAAUCGAUGAUCUUUCAGUUGAGAAAUACACCCAACUUUCUGAUGAAGAGCUUUUGAAAUCUACACGUUCACCUAACAAAUCUUUAUUUUCAAAAAACGAAAAUUUUCCCAGUCAAAAAACUUUUGAAUUUUCUUCUCGUCAUAGAAUGAAGCUUUCUCAUGCAAAGAGCUAUAAACUCAAUCUACAAACCAGUAAGUCAUCGUGUCCACAGCCAAACGUAUACUCUCCUUCGAGUCUUGAAAAAUUUCCUUCUUCCCGAAAUGACGACCACUUGACGAAAAAAUUGGAAAUUCCCGCUUCACUGGACGACAAAAUAAUAGCCGAUACGAGCUAUCAAAAGUCGUCUAUCAGAGAUUUUGGUGAAACUAUCGUCGUAAAUCCUAUUAGUAUACCAGAUUCGAAAUAUUUAUGGAAUAUUCCGUCUCCAAAAAAAGUAGAGCUAUUGCAGAAUUCAGAUGUUUACAUUGACGAAAUGAGUUUGAGAUUUAUAAAAAACAAAUUUAAUCAAGAUCCUUCUGAAAUGGCACGACGGUUAUUUAAAUCGAUUAUUGGAGAAGAUCGUUUAAGAACUAUGAGCCGCACUGGUGGCAAUGGAUGGCAGCCAUUACCAUUAGAUGUGUAUCAGACCAUUUUCGACUUCGUUCGAUUACAUGCUAAGCCAAAAGUUAAACCCGAAAAAUUUGAACGGGCUGUUACACAAAUGUUCACUUCAAUAAGACGACGUAAUAAUAUCUUAAAGCCAAUGAGUCAUACUUUAGUAAACGAUAAUAAGAUGAAAACAAGUGAUACAAAAAGUAAAACUACGCGUGCAAAUGACUUCUGUGGAAAUCAAGUUAAUGACGAAGAAAUCGAUAUUCUUGACACUGAAACUACUCACAACUUGGCAAGCAAAACCCGUAAACGUUUUUAUAGUCGAUCAAGAAGCCCAUCAUUACGUAACUUCUCACCAGGCCCUGCUUCAAAACAAAUUAGUGUUUCAAGUUCUGUUUCCGAUAAAAAUUCGCCAAUAAUUAACACUGUAACUUCUAGCAAAUUUAAGCGUAGUACUUCUCCAUUUUCAUCCGCUCACUUGCGUCAGAAUUCACACGAACGUAUUUAUGAUUACAAUCAGUUAAAAUAUCAUUCAAGAAGUUCUUCUUGUGAUAGCCUUUCGAUUAAUAAUCGACACCAGUCGCGUCAAAGAUCUCGGAGUAGAUCGCAUUAUUCUCAGCAUGACUCAAAAAGUAGGAAAUUCCCCAACCACUACCGUGAUAAAGAAGAAAGACGCCAUUAACGUAAAUUAAAAACACGUUCGACAUGUGAUUUUUUUAAAUACUCAUCUUAUUUAAUUGAUUAUUUUUCUUGAUUACCUUUAUAUUUAUGUUUUUAAUCCAUUAAUGAUAAAAAAGUAUUUAAUUAACUUUAAAAGGAAAUUGUUUGAAGAUAUCCAUAAUUAUUUUAUAUAUUUAUGUAAUUUCAUUAAUAUAUGAAUUUUGUUUUUUGUUCAAACUGAAACAGUUAGAUUAAAAAUUUA